Microstroma glucosiphilum is the source of this 1444-nucleotide messenger RNA. RefSeq lists its product as hypothetical. The coding region runs from base 364 to 1362 and encodes 332 amino acids. The record is from RefSeq and is a predicted model, not a curated record. The transcript has a single exon. NCBI's taxonomy places the organism in Eukaryota, Fungi, Basidiomycota, Exobasidiomycetes, Microstromatales, Microstromataceae.
AACGUGGCCCCGUCUCGCUCCGGGUUCCGCCGAGAAUUGACCUGCUGUGACAAAGGGCGGACUUUGGACCCGAAGAGACUUGACUCACAGCGAACAUGGCCUCGCAUCGACUCAUAUGCAACGCCUGACGCAAGCUAUCCACAGCAGAUGUGAGAAUUGGACUUCGACUGCGAUGCAAGUAAAGUGGCACCGGUGCCCCUUGCUCUGGCCAAAUCCACUCGCCUUGCCCCGCGUCCACCAAUACAGAAGUCUUGCGGGUGGUACAGAGUGCUCUUCUCGCACUUCGGUCCCAUCCAUCCAUUCAUUAUUGGCCCACAUCUCACUUACUCGCCUCUCUCGCGGUCCCACAUUGACACACGAGGGAUGGGCAGUACGCAGCCGGUGCGCCCUCCUGGUCUCACCUCCCAGCUGGAGUCUCCCGCCGCCUCUGUCCCCGCCAAGAGGGAGGGUAGUACCCCACCAUUGGCAGCUAAGCCCGAGCGAGAGGCCGAAGUAGACUCAACAUCGCAGCCAAUCUCGAACAAACGGGUGCGUGUCACAAAUCCACUGCUACGACCACGACAUGGACUUAUGCCACAGACCCUUCCGAGGUCUGCUACUGUACUUUAUAGGCCUUCGGGAUCCGCAAGCGGUGCAGCCCGUCCAUUCACGGGUGAUGCUCUGACAGCUACCAGUCCCACCGUGUCUUCCUCGGCAGCUCCACCCUCGUCGUCAACCCUAUCCGGCGGUGAACAGCUGCAGGAACGUUCGCACCCUGGCUUGCUGCUACCUUCUCCAGUGGAGCAUUUACCGUCAUCUGGCCUCCCUGGCCCACUUGCAGAUCUCCCGCCGCAAGCGGGCCCAGCCUUGCGUCUGCCCCUUACUCCCAUGAGCUCAACACUGCCUCUUCCCUCCUCUACGAGCUUCGAGUCACAAAAGCGCUGGCGAGGGCUGCCAUGCGCGUCUCCCAUUCCCCCAUCGUACGAAGGACAAGACGGGAGAAGCAUACUGCCCCUCAUGUUUCCCACCAAGCGGCAGGCUAACCGCUGGGCCAGGAUAUACAUUGGCGGAGAGGAUCCGGAGCUAGCUGAGCGGCUGUCACUGAGCCCUUCAGGAACGGGAGCAGCAAAAGCACCAGCCGUAGAAGCAGGACAGUCAGACGAGGAAGCAUCCGAGGGCAGUACCACCCCCGGCGCUGACACAAAGAGGACAUCAGCAGGGGUCUGGCUGACACGAGGAAAGAACGGUGGUCGACCAGGAGAUCUGGAGGUGAGUACGAUGACAAUGACCAAUUCGUCUGGUCUGAGACCUCCGCAGUGCUGUGCAGUCCGUCCUCACGCAGAGCUGCCUUCGCUUCCUCCUCUAUCUCGACUUUCACCUUGACCCUGACCCUGUGUUCACAUCUCCAGCUGCGAUGCACACGGUAUAGGCUCACGAAGUGUCAUUGGACGUUGAAGGUUACACG